CUGGAUGUUUUGUAGCUCCUAAAGAAAUACGGCUUUUUGAGCCCUUCAUCUCCUCACGCAGGUGGUGGUGACGGCGGGAGUAGUGAAUGACACAGCUUUGCCGGAUGACACGGAGCUGAUCUCUGCAUCAGCCAAGAGGAAUUAAGCUUUGUCACUCCCCGCCGGGGCUACCUUUUGCCUGGUAUGUGCGGGAGGAGGAAUUCACAGGCUGCUGCUGCAUUCACCCGAGCAGAGCCCCGAGCGUGCUUUGCCAGGGGAGGCAGGCAGCCAGAAUGAUAGCUGUCUCUUUUAAAUGCCGCUGUCAGAUCCUGAGGAGACUUGCUAAAGAUGAGAGUCCUUACACAAAAUCUGCAAACCAGGCAAAGGCACCUGAUGGAGCACUGUCUGUGAGGAGACAGAGUAUUCCAGAGGAAUUCAAGGGCUCAACAAUAGUUGAAUUAAUGAAAAAAGAAGGCACCACCCUAGGGCUCACAGUAUCGGGUGGUAUCGACAAGGAUGGGAAACCAAGAGUAUCUAACCUUCGUCAAGGAGGAAUUGCUGCUAGGAGCGACCAGUUGGAUGUAGGGGACUACAUCAAAUCUGUGAAUGGAAUCAACCUGACCAAAUUUCGCCACGAUGAGAUCAUCAGCCUGCUCAAAAAUGUUGGUGAAAGGGUUGUGUUAGAAGUGGAGUAUGAGCUGCCUCCAGUCUCUGUACAAGGAUCAGGUCUCAUCUUUAGAACUGUGGAAGUUACUUUACAUAAAGAGGGGAACACUUUUGGAUUUGUAAUAAGAGGUGGAGCACACGAUGACAGAAAUAAAUCUCGUCCUGUUGUAAUAACAUGUGUCAGACCUGGAGGGCCUGCUGACAGAGAGGGCACAAUCAAACCUGGGGACAGGCUGCUGAGUGUUGAUGGGAUCCGACUGUUGGGAACAACACAUGCUGAGGCCAUGAGUAUUCUCAAACAAUGCGGACAGGAGGCGACUCUGCUGGUCGAAUAUGAUGUCUCAGUGAUGGAUUCAGUAGCAACAGCUUCUGGGCCACUGCUAGUUGAAGUUGCCAAAACUCCUGGUGCUGCUCUUGGGGUUGCACUAACUACCUCGAUGUGCUGCAACAAACAGGUCAUUGUCAUAGACAAAAUCAAAUCUGCAAGUAUUGCAGACAGAUGUGGUGCAUUACAUGUAGGAGACCAUAUUCUGUCCAUUGAUGGCACCAGCAUGGAGUACUGUACGCUGGCGGAAGCAACGCAGUUUUUGGCUAAUGCAGCGGAUAAUGUCAAACUGGAGAUCCUUCCCCACCACCAGACACGGCUAGCACUGAAAGGCCCAGAGCACGCAGCUCUGGUGUCUUCAUCCUUCUCUCCUACCUCCAUGAGUGCAUACAGCCUGAGUUCCCUGAACAUGGGGACCUUACCUCGCAGCCUCUACUCCACCAGCCCACGGGGGACAAUGAUGAGGCGGAGGAUGAAAAAGAAGGACUUCAAAAGCUCCUUGUCUUUAGCCUCUAGCACUGUUGGUUUGGCUGGGCAGGUCGUGCACACAGAAACCACAGAAGUAGUGCUGACAGCUGACCCCAUAGUAGGGUUUGGGAUACAGCUCCAGGGUAGUGUGUUCGCUACCGAGACCUUGUCUUCUCCACCUCUCAUUUCCUACAUUGAGGCUGACAGUCCUGCGGAAAGGUGUGGGGUGCUGCAAAUUGGAGACAGAAUAGUGUCAAUAAAUGGUAUCCCAACAGAAGACAGCACAUUUGAUGAGGCCAAUCAACUGCUCAGAGACUCCUCUAUCACCAACAAGGUCACUUUGGAAAUAGAAUUUGAUGUUGCAGAAUCAGUUAUACCAAGCAGUGGAACAUUUCAUGUAAAACUACCAAAGAAGCAUAAUGUGGAACUUGGCAUCACCAUAAGUUCUCCAUCAAGUAGAAAACCAGGGGACCCCCUGGUUAUUUCUGAUAUCAAGAAAGGAAGUGUUGCUCACAGAACUGGGACACUCGAACUGGGUGAUAAGUUGCUGGCAAUAGAUAAUAUUCGACUUGACAACUGCUCAAUGGAAGAUGCUGUCCAGAUCCUUCAGCACUGUGAGGACCUUGUAAAGUUAAAGAUCCGCAAAGAUGAAGAUAAUUCCGAUGAACAGGAGAGCUCUGGAGCAAUUAUUUAUACUGUUGAGCUAAAGCGCUAUGGUGGGCCCCUUGGAAUUACAAUCUCUGGUACUGAAGAGCCCUUUGAUCCCAUAAUCAUUUCCAGCCUUACAAAAGGAGGAUUAGCUGAAAGGACUGGGGCAAUUCACAUAGGAGACAGAAUUCUAGCAAUAAAUAGUAGCAGUCUGAAAGGAAAACCUUUGAGUGAAGCCAUUCAUUUAUUACAGAUGGCAGGAGAAACUGUCACCUUGAAAAUCAAGAAGCAAACAGAUGCUACCAGUCCCAAGAAAUUUUCUGUGCCUGUGGGUCACGUGAGUGAACUGAGCGAUGCUGAAGAUGAAAGCUCUGCUGCACAGAAAUCUGGCAAGCUCUCGGACAUCUAUUCCACUACAGUCCCAAGUGUUGACAGCGCAGUGGAGUCAUGGGAUGGCUCUGGUAUUGACACCAGCUUUGGAAAUCAAGGACACACCUAUCAGGCUUCAGGAUACAACUUCAAUGCCUAUGAAUGGAGGAGUCCCAAGCAGGCCAGUUUGUCCCCGCCAGGCAAACCUCGGAAUCAGGCAUUCCACGAUGCAGGGCUGAGCGACGACGAAUGGGAUCGACCUGCAGCAAGCACCACAGCUUCCAAGAAUAUGUGGCAACAGAAGGAGACUGAGACAUUGGGAGAGAAUCAAGAAAACCAUUUAAAGCAAACAUCUGUAGAAAGAUCAGGUGGAGAGAGCAUCAGGAGUGUGAAGAAAGAGGGAAAGAUGUGGAAAGGUGCCUCUGGAGGGCAAAGGAAAGGUGGGGGACAGCUGGAAGAGUGGAAUACUUCCAGCUUCACAGGUCCCCAUGAUAACACCGAGGCUGACCAGGAGGAAAAUUUCUGGUCUCAGGCUCUGGAGGAUUUAGAGACCUGUGGCCAGUCAGGAAUUCUGAGGGAACUAGAGGACAAGGCUGACAGGCGUCUGUGUUUGAGAAACAUGACUCUCUUGGCCACAAUCAUGUCAGGAAGUACAAUGAGUUUGAAUCAUGAAAACCCACAACCUCGUAACCAGCUGGGAAGACAAGCCAGCUUCCAGGAAAGAAGUUCUGUAAGGCCACAUUACAGUCAAGCUACUCGUAGCAACACAUUGCCUUCAGAUGUGGGGAGAAAGUCCAUGGUUCUGAGAAAAUUUAAGCAAGAAAUGAAAGAAAUCAUGUCACCAACUCCCGUGGAGUUACACAAGGUAACUUUGUACAAGGACUCUGAUGGAGAAGACUUUGGGUUCAGUGUCUCAGAUGGUUUAUUGGAAAAAGGAGUGUACGUUAAAAACAUUAGACCAGCGGGCCCUGGUGAUCUGGGAGGUUUAAAACCAUAUGACAGACUUUUACAGGUAAACCACGUUCGCACCAGAGACUUUGACUGCUGUUUGGUUGUGCCCCUCAUCGCAGAAUCUGGCAAUAAGCUGGAACUGGUCAUUAGCAGAAACCCACUGGCAUCUCAGAAAGGAAGCUCAGAACACCCUUCAGGGAGUGGGGAGUGGAGCGACCCGAAUGCUGCCUUCCUUCAGCAGAGCGGACACAGCAGCGUUAGCACGGAGACACGGGAUCCUACAAAUACGUUAUAGCCGAAACCAUUGGAGCGGGACGUUCGGUAACAAAAGACAAUUAUGGUGCUAAAUCCAUUCAAGAGUUCUCUGAGAUUGAGGCUCAGAUGCUGUACAGCACUGAAAAGCACAGGAGGUCAGUUGGUCUGUCUCAAGGCUUCUAUUAAUCCACGGUUACUUUGGAAAUAGUUUCAUUCUUCAUUAAGCCAAGUCACUCCAUUCUAAACAAUCUAGGAUUAGUAACAGUAAAAAAUUACGUAAGGGCCUUUUUUUUCCCCAAAUAAGAAACUGGGGAGAUGUUUUAAAUAUGCUCUAAAUGUUCUUCUCCCUUCAGCAGCAGCAGCAGCAGCUGUUAGAGGGAAAAACAUGAGUUAACCUCUGCUAACAAACAGUAGUGUCCAGGUUACGCAGUUUUUAAAAAUCAUUUUAUCAGGAAGGUGGUGCUGUCUGUUGGACAAGGCAGAGUGGUUCACUGCACUUGGUUUUCCUGGGAAAUGGCUACAUUUCUGAUUUUGAAAACCUUUAUUCGCUGGCGAGAAGGGUGCACUCAUUAGACAAAGCAGGGUGUAGAUGUUAUAACAAAAUGCUUGCAGGAAGCUGCAGUUUGCAUUGAACAUUACUCCCCACUUCAGCAAAUUUGGUUAGAACAUAUGUUAUUCCCUAUGCAAUGAAAUAUUUAAUGGUAUGUCUUGCAACCUGUGGGGAUUUUUAAGCAGACUUUUUUAGUGGGAUAAAACCUCUGAGGGGGGAUUACUGGAAAGAGUGAAACUGAAAGGAGUUCAGACAAAUUAGAAAGGUUUUUUUAAAAGAAAAUGGCUUUUUUAAAAUUCUGUCAGUGGAGAUUGAUACAGAAGCUCUUUAAUGAUCCAUAAACCUGUAAAACUUGUACUGUCACACAUGAGCUUUUUAAGUCAAUCAGUUUCUUGAAGGAAGAAAGGUCCUAUUUAAUAUGCUUUGUUUUCAGCCUUCUUUAUGAUAAACAUUACCCCCUGCAACACAUUUUUAGAAUUUAAAAUUGUAAAUAUAUUUUACAAACACAUCACACAAAUUGUCUCCUCUCCCUUCUUCCCCCAAGCAAUAAAAGACUGCCAGUUGCUUUAUAUGUUCACCAGCAGCUGCAUUGGUUUAUUCUGGUAUUCAAGUUGUUAUUGGUAAUUAUUGUUAUUGGUGAAUAUAAAGAUACUGGAUUUGUACAUUUGUAGAGUCUCCAUAUCUAAGCAAUCACCUUACAGAGUUGUUUCUGGUCAAUUUAAACUGUUUAAUGUAUCCCUGUUGCUGUUUCCAAUACAUAAACAAGCUCACCUGCCCUGCACACACAAGCAUCUCUGAUUUCUAUUUCAGCACUGCCAGAAAAGGUCAGAAUGACACUCAAGGCUGAAUCAUGU
This is a messenger RNA of Cyanistes caeruleus (blue tit), 5065 nucleotides long. The record is from RefSeq and is a predicted model, not a curated record. Lineage: Eukaryota; Metazoa; Chordata; Aves; Passeriformes; Paridae.